AUGGCUUUGAUUGAUUAGGUAUCAAUGAUAAAAGAAAAAGGCAAAGAAGAAAAUGUUUAAAAUAUCUAGAAAGCUAAGAAUAUUAGACCAGUAAGGAUCAUGCUAGAUGGUUGUUUUGACAUGAUACAUUCAGGCCACUACAACGCUCUUAGGCAAGCAAAAUAACUCGGCGAUGUUUUAAUUGCUGCUGUGAUAUGUGACUCUGAAGUUGAAAAGUUCAAAGGACCUCCAAUUCUUAAUUAAAAUGAGAGAGCAGAACUUAUUAGAGCAUGCAAAUGGGUUGAUUAAGCAGUCAUUGUUAAUUCCUACAAUCCAACUAUUGAUAUGCUUGAUUAUGUGGAGGGAGACUUUGCAGUGCACGGAGAUGAUCCAGUUUUGAAUCCUGAUGGUUCUGAUACAUAUCAACCAUUCAAGGAUGCCGGUAGAUUCAAGUUAUUAAAACGAACCGAAGGGGUGUCUACCACAGAUAUAGUAGGAAGGCUACUACUUCUCGCAAGGGAAAAAGAGCGAUUCCACAGUUAGCCAAGCUCAAGUGACAAUUAAAAUCAAAGUUUGAUUAGUAAAACAAUGCUUGAGUCAAUUGAACCUACAGAAGAAUAACUUAUAAAACAGAAAAUCUAAUCAUCAGAGAUGUUCUUGGCAACUAGUAGAAGAAUUAUGAAUUUUGGAAAUUAAAGAGACCCCAAACCUACAGAUAGAAUCGUUUAUAUAGAUGGCGAUUUUGACAUGCUACACAAUGGGCAUAUCCGUGCCCUCAAAGAGGCUAAGAGCAGAGGUGAUUUUAUUUAUGUUGGCAUUUAUGAUGACUAACUUGUGAGAUAACUUAAGGGAAAAAAUUCUCCAGUGUUGUCACUUCAUGAGAGAGUUUUGAUGGUUUUAGCGAUUAAGUAUGUUGAUGAUGUUUUAAUUGGUGCGCCCUAUAAGAUGACAGAAGAUAUGAUAAAAACCUUCAAUAUCUCAUUAGUAGUCUAAAGUGACAAGCACUUUGAAGAAAUUAAUCAAUACAGCCACCCAUUAUAAGAAAUUGAUGCAUACAAGAUUCCCAGGGACUUAGGUAUCCUUGAAAUUAUCUGCUUUGAGGACUGUUUGACGACAGAUAUGCUUUGUCAAAGAAUUCUAUAAAAUCAAGAGAGAUAACUUCUAAGAUUCAAUAAGGGAGCAUCCAAAAAUUAAAAAUACUAUAAGGAAUAGAAGUAAUAUGUCCCAGAAAUUUGA
Molecule: messenger RNA, 1215 nt
Organism: Stylonychia lemnae
Lineage: Eukaryota; Ciliophora; Spirotrichea; Sporadotrichida; Oxytrichidae
Source: the annotation of a GenBank genome assembly